GGGUCACCGCGAGCACAUGAGACAAAUGAAUCAAAUGUUUCGAGAUCCGUUUGGCAACAUGGGAGGUGGGGGUCUCCUGGCACUGCCUGGUGCCACGCGGAUGGACCGACAGAGGCAGCAGCAACAGGCCCAGAACAUGCAGGUGUCGGAGCGCAGCCUCUUCAUGGACCCCUUCUCUCACUUCGACAGCAUGUUCUCCAACAUGAGGAGCAUGAUGUCCGAGAUGCACCGCGCCUUUGUGAGAGAGACGCGGAGGACGGUGCGAGAUUCGGAGACAGGUUUGGAGAAGAUGGCGGUGGGCCACCACAUAAACGACCGUGGCCACGUGGUGGAGAGGAGUCGCAACGCCAGAACUGGGGAGGCACACGAGAACCAGGAGUUGAUCAAUCUGGAUGAAGAGGAAGCGGCCCCGUUUGACCAGGAGUACCAGGAAAAGUGGCGCAGCACGAUGCGCGGCGUGGAGCACAGACGGCGCACGGAGAGGUCGCGCCACGCCCCGGUGGGAGACGUACACCGCUCGCGCCACGCUGCGCUGCCAGAGUCGGAGUCGACCCGCCGCACCAGGAAGGCCAGCCACAGGAAGGAGUAGCUCCCUCCCGGCCGCUCGGACGGA
This is a messenger RNA of Aplysia californica (California sea hare), 613 nucleotides long. Its product is annotated as myeloid leukemia factor 1. The record is from RefSeq and is a predicted model, not a curated record. Gene Ontology annotation, cellular component: nucleus; cytoplasm. Lineage: Eukaryota; Metazoa; Mollusca; Gastropoda; Aplysiida; Aplysiidae. Gene Ontology annotation, biological process: regulation of DNA-templated transcription.